This is a messenger RNA of Pygoscelis adeliae (Adelie penguin), 2951 nucleotides long. RefSeq names its product solute carrier family 35 member E2-like. Lineage: Eukaryota; Metazoa; Chordata; Aves; Sphenisciformes; Spheniscidae. The record is from RefSeq and is a predicted model, not a curated record. Gene Ontology annotation, cellular component: Golgi apparatus. Gene Ontology annotation, molecular function: antiporter activity. The transcript has 8 exons. The coding region runs from base 205 to 1434 and encodes 409 amino acids.
GCAGAAAAAAUGGAAUAGACCACAUGAAGAAGCAUGUGAAGUUUAUUUUUAUGCAAGAUGUUAUUUGGAGGACCAAGUACACUUUUUCAGGCCAUGGGAGAUGAAAGACUAAUCACAUGAUAUUUUUGUUCCGUCGAAGUGCUGUUCUGUGCUAAGUCAAUGUUGGUUUGUAUUAAGGACAAAUGUUAAUUUCUUAAUGUCAGCAUGUCGACUGUGGCAAGUGCUCAGACACCGGAGGAACCUAAUCCUCCCCCCCUUGAAGAAAAGCCAAAGGGAAAAUCACUAUUUCAUCUGGGUUCGCUCUUUGCUAACAGGAGUGAAAAAUUUGUAAUUGCUAGGAGUGAUAGUGUACCAGAGGAGAACGUUCUGAAAAUAACUAUCACAGAGACUACGGUCAUUGAGUCGGACUUGGGCAUCUGGAAUUCUCAUGCUCUCAUCUACCUCACUUUGUGGUUUUUCUUCAGCUUUUGCACUCUUUUUCUUAACAAAUACAUUCUUUCAUUACUGGAAGGAGAGCCCAGCAUGCUAGGUGCUGUUCAAAUGCUUUCAACCACCUUCAUUGGCUGUAUAAAAAUGUUUGUUCCAUGCUGCUUGUAUCAACACAAAACACGCAUCUCUUAUCCACCCAAUUUCAUCAUGAUAAUGCUGUUUGUUGGACUAAUGAGAUUUGCAACAGUAGUCUUGGGUCUUGUCAGCUUGAAAAAUGUGGCAGUUUCAUUUGCAGAAACUGUUAAAAGCUCUGCACCUAUUUUCACUGUUAUCAUGUCUCGGAUGAUAUUAGGAGAAUACACUGGAUUGCUGGUUAAUCUCUCUCUCAUUCCUGUUAUGGGUGGGCUAGCUCUAUGUACAGCUACUGAAAUCAGUUUCAACAUUCUAGGUUUCUCAGCAGCUUUAUCUACUAAUAUCAUGGACUGUUUGCAAAAUGUCUUUUCCAAAAAACUACUCAGUGGAGAUAAAUACAGAUUUUCAGCCCCGGAGCUUCAGUUCUACACAAGUGCUGCCGCAGUGGUUAUGCUUAUUCCAGCUUGGAUAUUUUUCAUGGAUGUGCCUGUGAUUGGGAAAAGUGGGAGGAGCUUCAGCUACAACCAAGAUGUUGUUGUACUUCUCUUAAUAGAUGGAGUCUUGUUCCACCUACAAAGUGUUACAGCCUAUGCCUUGAUGGGAAAAAUUUCUCCUGUGACUUUCAGUGUUGCUAGUACUGUGAAGCAUGCGCUGUCAAUCUGGCUAAGUAUUAUUGUGUUUGGUAACAAAAUCACAAGCCUCUCAGCCAUUGGGACUGUUCUAGUGACAAUUGGAGUUCUGCUAUAUAACAAGGCAAAGCAGCAUCAGCAAGAGACUAUACACAGCCUGGCAGUUGCAGCCCCGCAAUCCGCACAAAGUACAACUGAAGAUACUGAGCCACUCAUUUCCAAGGAUUUGGAACCGUAUGAUUAAUAUGGCCAUUUAUUCUUCCAACCUAGUGUAACUCAAAGGAGCUCUUCCUGAAAGUGGUUGUUUCUUCAACUGUUGAUGCUGAUUUGGUUCCUUUGAGUUCAUGGCAGGCCAAGCCUGGGUCUUGAAGCAGGGAGAAAACAAUGGGAAGAAUCCAGUAAGCUUUGAUUUACUGAGAAACUGGUAUACCAGAGGACCUAGUAUCAUAUAACGUGGUAAACGUGGUCUUUAUUGUCUUUCCUCGACUGCAAAUAACAUACAAGCCUAUAUUAGAGAAAGAACUUCAGUGUCAUGUGGGAAAACGAUUCCUUUCUCCCUACCCGUCAAAAUAAUGUGAAAACACGGACCCAUCACUGUAUUCUGCUUGCUUGCAGUGGAAUGAAAUUGGUGCAUAACUGAAAUUCCUAGCUGGUUGUACUCUACGCUGCCUGCAUCCUCCAUCAUUUGUGUGCGUUGUAGAACUGGAAGAAGGAACCCCCUCCUCUCCCAACAAAUGACUCAUUUUGGUAUACGUUUAGUUGAAGUAAACUAUGGAAAUGAGUCCAUGCCCCAAAGCAGAGAUGAGCAGCUAUUUCUGACUGCAAAGCUAGGAAUGAAAAGUGAUUUUUCUACUAAAAUUUAACAUGGAAAUAUUGCAUCCUGGUUGUGUAUUGACAAUAUUGAAAUGCAAGUAUACACACAUAUACAUACACUGUAUGGAGUGUUGAAUUAAAUAUUUAGCAGUUGCUUAGAGGUAAAAAACACUGAAAAAUUUUGGUGAUAAAGGAAGCAGGAUCUCUAUUUCUAUAAGAAACCAUUUUAGUAUUUUAAUUUCUUGCAUUCUGUUAACGUAUUUCUGUUAUGAGGAAAUAAAUUUAUUUUCUUGUAUUAUUUCUAAGAGUGCAACAAAAUACUGCCUUUUAGAAACUCAGGGUUAUAAUUCUGACCUAUGUGCAAAGUAUUUCUAUCAUUUCUGAUUACGUAAAGAAUCUCAGAGGUAUCUGUGACAGAGAUGGAAGAGAGGUCACUAAAGGGAGGAAUAUUAACGAUAAACUGAGGCUAAUCUUUAUUUCUACUGCUUUUAGGAAGUUUUCUUUUUUAAGGAAAUUCUGUUUUGUGGUAAAUCAAAGAUAAAAAGUUAACUUUCAAAAAUUAGAACAAAAAAUUCCUAAGUAUUAGUGAUUCGUUUUGGCAAAAACAUGUAGUUACAAAAACAUUCAAAUGGACUUUGUGGUAACAAAAUUAAAAAUCAGCUCAUUUUAAUUGUUAAUUUAAUAAUUGCCACUGUUCUGAAAGGUUGUAGCAUGGCAUUAGAAGAAUGGAUAAAGUGGUCUUUAUGGUAACAAUAAUUUCUAAUAGGAAAUUACCCGUGGAGCUUCUGCAAAAUUUAAGCUUUAAAUAGCGCGUGCUCGUUUUGUCGUAUGCCUACUUCAGGUUACGUUCCUAUGCACGACUGGUUGCCUGGGGCAUGUUUUCUGAAGAUUUGAGUGGGAGGGAAAUGUCAAGUUUUUUCAUCAUCGUGUAUGUGAUGUCUGUGUUUU